Molecule: messenger RNA, 3343 nt
Organism: Hemiscyllium ocellatum (epaulette shark)
Lineage: Eukaryota; Metazoa; Chordata; Chondrichthyes; Orectolobiformes; Hemiscylliidae
Gene: blnk
Product: B cell linker
Exons: 24
Coding region: 309-2018 (569 amino acids)
Biological process (GO): cell surface receptor protein tyrosine kinase signaling pathway; intracellular signal transduction
Source: RefSeq, a predicted model, not a curated record
UCGUAAUCAUUUGUGUAAACAAGGAAGUUUCUGUCACAGCCUCAACCCUAAUUGUAAGUGCCGUGCUGCUUUGGUUUUACCUCAAUGAAGCCUUCAAAACCUUUAUAUUAUUACUUUUUUUCCAAAACCUAUGCUGCAAGAAUGCCAACGGAGACAACUUUCUAAAAACAAUGUUCAGACUUCCUCGUUCUGCUUUCUUUCCACAAGUGGUUUUAUCUACUAAUGCAUACGGAGAGCCACAGGCUAUCUGUGUUACCAGCAAGUGCAGAAAUACUCGUCAACAACCAAGUGCAAAGUAACUCUGUAAGAUGAAAGGUGUAAGACAAAUUCAAAAGAUUGUUCAUGACAUCCAAAAGAGUGAUGGCGGAUUUAUGAGCAGGUUUAAAAAGUUCCAAAAUGAACAAAUGGCCCUGAUGCGCAAAACUGGGAAAAGUACUUGGGAUCGAUUCACGAAACAUCCACCACCUUCUGUUCCUCGGAGAGAUUAUUCAGAAGGCGCAGGAGCACAGGAGGGAGAACAAUGGUCUGACAAUGAAUUUGAUACCAGUGAUUAUGAAAAUCCAGAUGGACGUUCUGAUGACUCAGACACUUAUGAAGAUCCACGUGAUGAUGGUGAUGAUGAUGAAAAUUAUGAGCCACCUCCUAGUGAAAAUAAAAACAAGAAAAUAGUUGCCAAACCUAUGCAUAUUUCCAAGGGUGAUUAUGCAGACAACCGACCAGCAGCCUCUUUUGCAAAGCCACCUCCAAUGCUGUCACGAUCGUCACCAGUUCCAGUCCAACGAAAGAUACCUACACAUUCACAGAAAAUAGGAGAAAGGGAAGAUGAUGAGGAUGAUUAUAUUGUUCCUAUGGAGAAUAAUGAACGUGAUGAUGCAUACAUUGACCCUACAGAGAAAAGUGCACCUCCAGUAACAUUGAAACCUCCAAAGGUGAACAGAGCAGCCAAACCAAACAAACCAUCAGGUUUAUCCUCAAGUCCCAAAGCAAGACAUCUUCAUGAUCAAGAGCAAGGUGCCUCUGCAGGCCAGCUGAACACACAAAGCUCACAAGAUCAUGAUGUAUAUGAAGUUCCAGAUACAGAGGAAGCUUCACCAUCAGUGCCCAGGUCCAAACCACUACUUCCAAAACCUGGAUCCACAGGAACAGGAAGUCCAUUGUUACCUCCUCGAUCAUCACCACAAGUAAGCAGUACACCAGAAAUACUCAGAAGUGAAGCACCAGUGAACAGAAAAGCACCCAUUCCUCAACCUGAGGAUGACAAUGAAGAAUAUGAAGUAUGUGACCCUGAACCAAGUAAUUCAAGUGGCAGCUCACAGGAUUCCAGGAAUGUUCCAGAAAUUCCAAUACCACCACAAAGGGAUCUGAAGCCAACAAACAGACCUUUCCCAAAACCGAGAUUGGGUGAACCUUCAAGGGAACAAACUGAAGGUGAAAAGCCCAGAAUCCCUGAUCGGCCUCGACUCUCAAGCCCAACAGCAGAAGCUCCUGUUGUACCAGCACCACGUCUUGGCUUUAAGCUAGGUGUUCCGAGGUUGCAACCUACAAACCAACCAAACUUUCCAGAAAUUCCAACCAGAUCUAAUGGGACUCUUGGACGACCCGAUCUCCCUGCACGUGUUUCCAGCCCUAAUUCAAGUUUAGAACAGGAUCCGAGUGUUGAUGGCAAAAUAUGGUUUUCAAGUAAUUAUGACCGAAAAGCCGCGGAAGAGGCUUUAAUUAAACUUAAUAAGGAUGGAUGCUUUCUUAUAAGAAAAAGCUCUGGGCAGGACUCUAAGCAGCCAUAUACGUUAGUUGUAUUGUACAAACGACGAGUCUAUAAUAUUCCUGUACGCUACAUCGAAUUAACAAAAGAAUAUGCAUUAGGGAAAGAGAAGAAUGGUGAAGAGCGGUUUUCCAGUGUUGCUGACAUCAUUGAAAACCAUCAAAAGAAUCCUUUGGUACUCAUUGACAGCCAAAAUAACACAAAGGACUCCACCAAAUUAAAGCAUCCAAUCAAAUGUCAUAAUACAGACUUUUAACUGAAUGGAUUCAUUCUCAUUUCUAUUUGACAUGACUGGUUCUCAAUUUCAAACAAAAAAUUAUUGUAGUGCAAUUUUCAAGCUGUGUAAAUCCAUACAAUGAUGUUCCCAUAAGAGAUGUAUUAUAUAACUGUUACAUCAGUGUUUGCUAAAUUCCAUCAGCAAAUGAAUGUUGAACAGGAGCAUUUUAUUGAGAGUACAAGUUAGUAGAUUAUAUAUCAAAGUGUGUUAUUAAAGCCACUGUACAGUUGUUAAGGUUGGACAGGAGCUACUAUCCAAAUGACAACCAUGAACAAAGACAACCUAUUUUUGUAAGCCAAGCUUUCUUUUAGUUAAACUUAACUUUACUGUAAUAAGUAAAAGCUAUGAAUAGUGUACUUUCAUUUCUCCAAAUAGUCACAUUCCAAUUUCUAAUCAUCAUUCGUAUUGAAAAUUUAUUUUCUGGUAAGCACUAUAAGAAUAUUUAACUAUUACCGAGUAGUAACGAUGACAGAAUCAAAUGCGAAAGUGAAAUGAAGAUCAGAUUCGCUAUUCUGGUUAAUGGGAAUAUCAAGUUAAACAUUCGCUUUUCACCUCCAGGUGAAUUCAAAUGCGAAUUAGGUUGAUGGAAUAAAACAACCGGCUUGUUGUAUGAGUUUGUGAUAAAAAGAGAUUGAGCAGACUAAAUUCUGUUCUUGUUCAUAAACCAACACGAUAAAACCACCUGCAAGUUGAUGCUUGCUAUCGUUAUCAUCCAGAGAAGGAUCGCUAGUGUAGAGAAGGGAAAAUGUAUGCUUUUAUCACAGGUGGUGCUUUUUGAAAUGGCCAAGGUUUAUUUUUGGAGAAAUUAAAAGAUCAGAGCUCCACAUGGAAUUCCCACAUUUCUAUGUUACAAGUAAAGAUAUUGUGUGCCUGAAAUUAGAAGUGGUCAAUUUCCAUUGUUUAUUGAUGAAAUCAAAAUUUGCACAAGUUUGUCAUUAAGUUGUUAAUUUGUUAUAAACCUAACAACAUUACUUGCAUGAAUAAGCAAUUUGAAUGUCUUCUUGAAUACCUUGUAAUUUUAUUCUAAGUCAUGUCAAUUGUUUAUUGCAAGUCAAGUAAUACAACAAAUGCAACUUAAGUAUUGCACUGAAAGCCAGCUUGAAUCUUAAACAGUGUAAAAGUGACUAUGCACAAGUCAGAAUGUUGUAAAAACCUGCUGAUUCACUAAUUUCCUUUAGGGAAAAAGAAAUGGAGACUUUGUGAAUACCACCCACAUUUAAAAAAAAGUAAUAGAAAAAUCACAUUUGGAAAAUACAACAAUUUGUCAGUGAAAGUACUAAUUUUUGUUUGAAUGAAAGAAUAUU